Molecule: messenger RNA, 5222 nt
Organism: Myodes glareolus (Bank vole)
Lineage: Eukaryota; Metazoa; Chordata; Mammalia; Rodentia; Cricetidae
Product: RIMS-binding protein 3-like
Biological process (GO): spermatid development; fertilization
Cellular component (GO): nucleus; manchette
Molecular function (GO): benzodiazepine receptor binding
Source: RefSeq, a predicted model, not a curated record
UUGGCAGCGGCCGGGGCCGGCGGCCGUUGGCUAACUGGCCUACCAAGCUAGCUCAAUUUCUUGCCCGGCUGCGGCCAGAAUGACAAAGGAUUCACCCACCCCCUUGGGUGGUGGCCGCGCGUCGCCCAAGAAGCCAGGAAGCCCCGGCCCAGCGGCAGCAGUGCUGGAAGAGCAGAGGCGAGAGCUAGAGAAACUGCGGGCAGAGCUGGAGGCCGAGCGCGCGCGCAGCCGGGCGGAACGGCGGCGUUUCGCGACCCAGGCGCGCCAGCUGCGGGAGUCGGCCGAGCAGGAGCGGCAGCAGCUGGCUGACCAUCUGCGCUCCAAGUGGGAGGCACGACGCCUCCGGGAGCUGCGGCAGCUGCAGGAGGAGGUGCAGCGCGAGCGUGAGGCUGAGAUCCGGCAGCUGCUGCGCUGGAAGGAGGCAGAGCUUCGGCAGCUGCAGCAGGUGCUGCACCAGGAGCGCGAUGGUGUAGUGCGCCAGGCUCGGGAGCUACAGCGCCAGCUGGCCCAGGAGCUGGUGAACCGCGGUUACUGCGGCCGCUCGGGGGCGUCCGAAGACUCCGCGGCUCAAUGCCGUUGCCGCUUGCAGGAAGUGCUGGCGCUGCUGCGCUGGGAGACCGACGGCGAGCAAGCCGCGCGCAUCCGCCACCUGCAGGCGGCGCUGGACUCGGAACGCCAGCUCUUUCUUAAAUACAUCCUAGAGCACUUCCGUUGGCAGCCGGUUUUACCGGAACCUGCGGACCCCCAAGCCGCGCAUUCCUUGGAAGAGCCACCCCUAAAAACCCAGAGCAACACUUAUGACACCCCAAAGCCUGCUCGUAGACUCGGAUCCCUCGAAAGCCUGAACACUGGCGUCCGGGUUAGCUCUCCAAACGAACUGCUGCCCACGCGCUCCAGCUCCCUCGAAUCCUUGACACCAGCACAUUCCUGCUCACUCGACAGCACACUGAGUUGUCCCCGGGCUUCCGAAUCCGAGUUAGGGGCUUCUUCGACCAGCGCCCCCAUCCCAGGCACCUCCAGUCUCCUUCCGCCGCCUCAGCUACCAUCAAUACAGAGAAAAACUAGUGAGCUGCAGGAAGAAAGCUCCGAGAACAAGCCCUGCGAAGCCCUGAUCCCCUCGCCGCCGGGUCAGGACUACCCCGAACUGGUGAGGCAGAAUUCGGAGUUGGCCGAGGCAUUGCAAGUACUUGUCCGCCGCUGCUGUGACCUGCGCGAAGAGAACUUGCAGCUGUGGCGCGCGGGCUUCUCCGAUGAGACCGAUGAGAAAGUGAAGUGGCUGAAGGUGAAGCACGCAGAGCUGACCGAUCUUGCUCAGCGCCUUGAAGACAGGGUUCGCAAGCUGCUGGAGACCAAUCUUCUGGCCGUGAGCGCUCCUAUGCCGGGUGAAAGCCUCGAGGGACUGAACCUGGGCCAAGUGUUUACCCGUCAGUGCACUCAGGACCUGUCAGAACAGGCUGGCGCGCUGCAAGCCAAGGACCUGCAGAUCGAAGCACUGAGGCGGGAGUGCCACCUGCUGCAGGCGCACAUCGCCACGGACCUCGGCAGCUCCUCGCUUGCUGGAGAGGGCGCCACCUGCGCGCAAUGGUGCAGCAUCAAUGACUUGGACCGGCUGCAGCGUGAGUCUCAGCGGGAAGUGCUGCGCCUGCAAAGACAGUUGACUCUACAUCAGAGUAAAGCCGGCGCCCGGGCUGAAGCAGGCAGCCUCAGCUCACUCUCCGAGACAGCGCGACACCAGGUGCAGGCCCUGGAGAGGGAACUGGGUGCACAGCGGCGGGAAUGCGAGGAGCUGAGCGCUCAGGCAGCCGCCGCAGAGCGGCGAUAUGAGAAAGCAGAGGCACAACUGCAAGCUGCGCUGCAUAAGGGCGCCAGGCUGUCAGAGGAGAACGCGCAGCUGCAGGCCCUGGCCAACUGGGUAAAGAAGAUAGCAGAUGAGAACAGUAAUGUUUCCCAGCAGCAAAACCACGCGAGGCAGAGACAGGAACUCGAAGAUACUGGCCUGCUGGCUGAGCAGCUGCUGCAACAAGCGGGAUGUGUGCAAGACAGGUGGCAGCAGCUGCAGUACUACCAAAAUAAAGCCCCGAGUGACCUCAAGGCAUCCGGGAGAGAGAUGCAGGACUUGCAGUGUCAGCCUGACCAACCCCCGGAGACAUCAGAGACCACCCAAGCUUCAGAGUCCCAAGUCAUGGGUAGCAGGAAGCCCAAGAUCAAGCCAAAGUCUGAAGAACAUGCAUUGCCACUGCCUACCGGGGACAUACAACCUCCCGUUUGUCUCUCCCAGCAGAACUCAGUUACCCUUGAGGAGCCAGCUGGUAUCCCCCAAGUAUCAGACAAAGAUCCUACCAGUCAACCUCUGGACUCCAGGUCCCAAGCCAAGAAAACCAGUUCACACUCAAAUUCUUCCUCUGAGGUGGAGUCCAUGUGGGCUACAGUGCCAUCCUGCCUUUCUCUGGACAUGGACACAGCAAGUGAAGUAGAUGAUUUAGAGCCAGACAGUGUGUCCUCUCCCCUGGAAACAAGGAGCUCUGAGGCUCCCACCACUCCCAAGCUCAAGAUCUUCUUGGCUAAAUAUAGCUACAGUCCACUUGAAGGGUCUAACAAGCAUUCUCAAGGCCAGCUACCUCUCACAGCUGGGGAUUAUGUAUAUGUCUUUGGGGACAUGGAUGAGGAUGGUUUCUAUGAAGGGGAGCUUGUGAACGGGCAGCGAGGGCUAGUGUCCUCCAACUUAGUGGAGCAGAUUUCAGGAAGCCCUACCCUGAACCACCUAUUCCCUGAGUCCCCUGAAGUUGCACUACCAGCUGAGCAUAGCAAAGCCUUGAAGAAAGACAGCUUAUUAUGUGGGGAAGUUCAGGGAUCAGUGGAGAGAAGCCUAUGUCAGGUGGUAAGGGCAGCCUCCAAGACAGAUAUGGCAGUAGAGGUUUUAGAAACCGAGACAGAAGCCUGCUGGCUGGGCGAGAAACCAAGCAUGGAGGAGCGGAGUUUCUCCAGACCCCUUCUGGAGGCCAAAGGAGUGUUCUGUCUGGCCCCCAUGCAACUGCAGCUGCAGAAUGUCACAGCUACCUCUGCCACAAUUACAUGGGCCUCUGGCAGCAAUAGAUAUCCCCAUGUGGUAUACCUGGAAGAUGAAGAGCAUACCCUAACUCCCUCAGGUGUGAGCUUCUACACCUUCCAAGGCCUACGUCCUGGCACACGGUACCGGGUGAGGGUGGGGGUGCAGCUCCCUAGGGACCUGCUGCAGGUGCUCUGGGAAACAAUGUCCUCCACUGUCACUUUUGAUACCCCUUUAGCGGGACCCCCUGACCCCCCUUUGGAUGUGCUGGUGGAGCACCAUGCCUCUCCAGGCUUCCUGGUGGUCAGUUGGCUCCCUGUAACCAUUGACUCGGCUGGGUCCUCCAAUGGAGUGCAGGUCACUGGCUAUGCUGUGUAUGUGGAUGGGUUUAAGGUGACAGAAGUUGCUGAUGCCACCGCUGGAAACACCCUGCUGGAAUUUUCCCAGCUUCAGGUUCCCCUAGCAUGCCAGAAGGUUUCAGUGAGAACCAUGUCGCUCUACGGUGAGUCCCUGGAUUCCGUGCCAGCCCAGAUUCCUGAGGACUGUUUCUCUUGUUCCCCAUUCCUAGAGACUCCUCCCUUCAACUACACAGAUGGUGACCCUUCUACCUGCAGAGUUGCUUUCCCUGUCUGUCCUAAGAAGCUGGUACAAGCUUCUCCCAGUACCAAGCCCAGCUGCCAUAGCCCCGGAAGCUGUGGGGAGCCUCAGGAUAAGUUUCUAGAAGCAUUCGCUGAAGAAUCUCCAAGGAAGCAUUUGCCAGUAUCCAACUUGAGCUCAGAAGGAGCAGACAACGAAGUCCAGGGGCCCACAGAGGCCAGGAAGGACUAUGAAAAGGGCCUAUCUUUUCAGGAGAGUCCCAAGAACCACAAGCCACCUCUGCUCUUUGGCAAGUCUAGGGUGGAAGGCAGCCACUUCCCACACAUGUGCAUCAGUGGAGGUCCUGCUCCAGGAUUCACCCAUCUCUCCCCAGAGACUGGAUCCAGGAAAGUACUGAGUCGGGAGAAGCCUGGCCUUGAGACAGCCCUUCUUCAAAAGCAGUAUGCCCAGAUGCUCCCACCUCACCAGCAAGGUGCCAGCCAAUGCCGGGCAACUGACUUGCAUCACGUUUUGGAGGAGAAGGAGGCUGUGUGUUUGGAUUCUGAGUGCAUAGAGAAACUAGGGCAAAGAAAGAACAUGUUCCAAAGUGGACAAAGGCAGAAGACUCCUGAUCAGCUGGAGACAGAAGCUAAUAGUCCAGUCCGGGUCUUUGUGGCCCUCUUUGAUCAUAGCCCCCUGGUGAUGUCUGUCAACUCCAAGGCUUCAGAGGAGGAACUGGUAUUCCGGAAAGGGCAGUUGCUGAGAGUGUGGGGUUCACGGGAUCCUCAUGGCUUCUACCAUGGAGAGUGCAAUGGACAAGUGGGCAAAAUCCCUGGACAUCUGGUAGUUGAGGUAGAGGUGGGCACAGGGCAGACUAGCGAGAGGUGGCAUUUGCCAGCCCAAGGGCAUCUGCGUUCUGAGACUCAGCAUGAAGACUUGGAGGGUCUAACCAACUCCCAGGGAUCUUUCAUGCCUCAAGGGAAUCCCAGAAUACCCACUCUGUGGACCCCAAAGAUAAUGGUGGCAGCUCUGGACUAUGACCCCAGGGAUGGGAGAGCAGGGGUCCGGGCAAAGGGCAAGCUGGUGCUGAGGGCUGGAGAUGUGGUCACAGUUUAUGGGCCUGUGGAUGAUAAGGGAUUCUACUAUGGUGAGUAUGGUGGACACAGGGGCCUGGUCCCAGCCCAUCUGCUGGAUGACUUACCUGUCUGUAGAGAGUAAGCAGGACUCCUUUGUAGGGCGGUAGCCUCUGGCUGCCCACACCCCUUGGAAGGAGAAGCAAGCACGUGCACCUUCACACAACACCCCUCCUUGCCAGCCACCUUAAGCAACACUGGCUCCAGGCGACAUCACCUGAAACUGAUGACAGUCCUCAGAUAGCCUUCUAGUGUCCAAUAGAGGCAGGACGUAAAUCUGAAUUCUUUCCAAAAGAAAACUAAACCAGCCAACCCCUGAGAGUUUGAUAUGAAUAACCAUGACAAGUAUCAGAAAUGCCUUUUUCUGUGAUCAGUAUGUUUUCUUUAACAGGUUAACGUUAUCCAUCCAUUGCCUUGUAUGAAAGUCUCAAGAAAAGUUGCAUCUUAAAAUGAAAAAGCAAACAGAA